GCGCAUGGCACACAAAGCUGUGUAUGCGCUCUUUGUGUCACAACACGCAGUAUGCGACUAUGAGACAGACGCUAACAAAGAAAACUUUAAACUCUUAUGGAUUUUUGUUAUAAACGCGGGAAUUUCUUUUUCACAUUAACUUUUGAUCAUAUUUAAUUCUGACAAUUGUUCUCGAUGUUUUCAGAAAAACUGGCCUCCUGGGGAUAAGGUAAAAAAAAUGUGUUGACGGUGAUUUCCUGUAGCCAUCGUUUGUGAUUGGUAGUCAGCGAAGGGGCUCCUGUCAAAUAAAGUCAUGGUGCUCAUUCUGGGUCGUCGUCUGAAUCAUGAGAACUCUGGUGGUGUGCCAGCAUCUCCGGCAAUCAAGCGUAAAGUCCUUGAGAUGGACUCCAAGAACCUGAACGAUGUUUACAACUUCACCUCCGGUUCACACGCCGAGAGCGUUCUUCAGGUCUUCAACGAGUUCAGAGACAGUCGUCUCUUCACGGACGUGAUCAUCAGCGUCCAGGGUCGUGAGUUUCCCUGCCACCGAGCCAUGCUGUCCGCAUGCAGCAGCUACUUCCGUGCCAUGUUCUGCAACGACCAUCGGGAAAGCCGGGAGAUGUUGGUGGAGAUCAACGGCAUCCAGGCGGAUGCCAUGGACACGUUCCUGCAAUACGUUUACACCGGCCGUGCUUGCAUCACCACGCACAACGUCCAGUUCCUCUUCGAGACUUCCAGCCUCUUCCAUAUUGUCACACUGCGGGACGCGUGCGCAAAAUUCCUGGAGGAGCAGCUGGACCCGUGCAACUGCCUCGGAAUCCAGCGCUUCGCAGAUGCCCAUUCGCUCAAACAGCUGGCCAGCCGUUGCCGUGCUUUCGCCACGCAGAAUUUUCCAGAGGUGGCGCAGCAUGAAGAGUUUCUAGACCUGCGCAAGGAUGAACUGGAGGAAUAUUUAGGUAGCGAUGAGCUGUCUGUGGGUAGGGAGGAGGUUGUGUUCGAGGCUGUGAUGCGUUGGGUCUACCACAGCGUGGAGUACCGCAGGCCCGUGCUGAAAGACCUGCUGCAACAUGUCCGACUGCCUCUUCUGCACCCAAACUACUUUGUACAGACGGUGGAAGGUGAUCAGCUGAUACAGAAUGCUCCAGAAUGUUACCAGCUGCUGCAUGAGGCACGUCGGUACCAUGUACUUGGCAAUGAGAUGAUGUCACCACGUACCAGACCCCGCAGGUCCACAGGAUUUUCCGAGGUCAUUGUUGUGGUGGGGGGCUGCGAGCGAGUCGGGGGGUUCAAUCUGCCCUACACAGAAUGUUACGACCCCGUGACGGGAGAGUGGAUGUCUCUUGCAAAACACCCGGAGUACACAAAGUCUGAGUAUGCGGUCUGCGCCCUCCGCAAUGACAUUAUCGUGUCAGGUGGACGCAUUAAUACUACUUACGUAUGGAUGUACAACUCUCAGCUCAAUCUAUGGAUCAAAGUAGCGUCUCUCAACAAAGGCAGAUGGAGACACAAGAUGACCGUCCUUCUGGGAAAGGUAUAUGCAGUUGGAGGUUACGAUGGACAGUGCAGUCUCAGUAACGUGGAGGUCUAUGACUCCUUCUCCAAUCGCUGGACGGAGGUGACGCCUAUGAAAGAAGCCGUCUGCUCCCCGGCGGUCACCAGUUGUGCAGGAAAACUCUUCGUGAUUGGAGGACAGCCUAAUGAAAACAGCUGCUCCAACAAGGUCCAGUGUUAUGACCCGGAGUCUGAUAGCUGGGAGCUGAAGGCAUGUGUCCCCUUUACCAAGCCUAACAUAUCUGCUGUGUCUCUCAAUAACCUCAUCUAUGUGUGUGGAGGCCUGACCAAAGCAAUCUACUGCUACGAUCCUUCACAGGACCACUGGAUGCAUGUGGUCAACACCUUUCACAGACAGGAAAGUUGCGGGAUAUCAGUUUGUAACGGAAAAAUCUUCAUCUUGGGUGGGCGAGGAGAGAACGGUGAAGCCUCUGAUAAUAUCCUAUGCUAUGACCCCUCCUGUGGCAUCAUCACGGGCGUGGCUGCAAUGCCGCGCCCCAUCACCUACCACGGUUGCGUGACCAUACACCGUUUCAGCGAGAAGCAACACAAACUCUGAUAUCAUCCACACAAACACGAUGUGUACACUAGAGGUCUUUCUCAGAUCCAAAUAUCUGUACCUGACCCGAAAUGACCCGAAUAUAAACGUGUGCAACCUGCACACUUUUCGUGCACAAAAUAUAAUACAUGCUUAUAGGUCCUGUUCUUUCCGUGUUUUUGAAGCUUUGAUUGUGUCUACAGUGCACAAUACAACAUGUGUUCAUGUAAAAAAGCUGUAUUUUUCACACAAUUUACUUAUCUGUAUAGCGCUGUUUUCACUGUCCUCAAAACGGCCCAAUGUCUUCCUUGUUCUAUGAAAUCCCUCCUUCAGAAAUACGUAACGAGUUCUGAUUGUGUAGUUUGUUUAGUGUGUUGUGAUUCGAUAGCAGCUUAGCUUGCCAUUAGCUUAGCUGGCGACUGUUGUAUUCCUGUGGGCGGAGUUUAGUCAAAACUGUUCUAGUGACGUCAUUAAAGCAGGAAGUAGAGGGCUGUAGUCCAAACGGGCCGCUCGCUGUAGGCUUUAAAAGGCGAAUUCUGUUAAAGAAUAUAUAUCGCCCCGGCAGUGAACUUUGAGCUUUAUCAUUUUAGAGGUAUUAUUUAUGCUAUUAUAGCAACAUUACACACUAACUAGGGUUAAAAAAUGGGAUCAGAAAGAAUGUGACCUUUAACCCACAACACUAAACUUAACUAAGGGGUUAACACUAUCAUAUGCACACGAAACAUAAACCAAAUACAAACAUAAACUUGUGCUAGGCCUAAUGGGAGAUUGUGUGGACCAGUUAGCGCAGCACAGAGACAUAUCCCAAUAGCCUGAUGACCAAUUAGGUUGGCUGCUCUGUUCACUUUAAAUUAUUUAUAAACUUAUUUAUUUUUAAUUCAUAUAAUGAAUGUCCGAUGCCAGUGCACAAACGUGAUUUCUAAAUUUUGCUUUCGGUUGUGACCAGUAGAUUUAAAACAAAUGCCGUCGAUAGCCUUAUAAAUCAUGGACUCUAGUGUCGCAAUGUUAUGUAACGCAUCUCUGAUGAUACACUUACACCAGUGGAAUCACAAUAUAGCUACCAACUAACAGUACUACAUUGUGUCAUAUAAUAUGUUUUGUUACAUUCAGAUUUUAUGUUUGAGAUCGUUUUAUGUCAUGAUAACGAAAAGUUUAAGAACCACUGACUUACACAAACUAGCGAGUAUGGGUGAUUCUCACGAAAUCCAGAUUUAGAAGGUGUCCGGCAUCAGAAUUUUUAAAAAGCAAUUUUUUUGCACAUCUAAGAUUAAGGUCUGAACUUACUAUAACCAUUAUUUUUAGAGGAUUUAAAAAAAUAUUUCCUAUAGAAUUUUUUUACUUUUUUAGAUUAUCAUUAUCCAAAAUUAUCAUUACCGCAACAAGGUAUUACAUUAAAUAUAUGCAUUUACAAACUCGUGUUACAGUAAUGAGAACUAACAAGUUGUCUAGGUACUAUGUUAAACUAAAUUUUAACUUUUAUCUGGAAAGAAAAAAUAAGAACUGCUUACCUGGAAGCCAUCUUGAGUGUCACAGUCAAUUAUGUCCCUUCCAACAAUUUUUUUUUUAUUUUAGUUCCUUGAGGGCUUAAACAAUGAUUGAAAAUUGUUGAGGAGGAUGAGAAAAUUGGUUUUGGACACAUUUAUAUUCCUUAUUAUUGUCGCUACAUUUACCAAUGAUCACCAUAUACCACAUGUUUCUUUACUGUAAAUGUUUAUAGCAUAACAUGCACUGAAGCUUUUUAUUUUUUAGAUUUUUUUAUUAUAAAUAUUUACAUGUCAAAGAACCCAAAUCCAGUCAUGGACACGUUGCGGUAAUGAAAAUUUUCCCCUUAAAUCAGGAAAAAAACCAACAAAAUUGGUUUGUAUGAUGUCAUUGGAAAUCAUGUGCAAAAUAACAUGAAGAGAUAACUGUAUGCUUCUUACUUUGCAUUUACUUUUUUAUCAAAAUAUUUCAUGACACCCGAUAAGUCAAAUUUCGCGAGAAUCACCCGUAUGUGCUAAAAACAUUCAUGAAGUGCUGAAAAGUCAAUCACCCAUCAUCUUAAAUUAUCAUAUCAUCUAACCACAGAUCUCGCAAGCGUUCUUGCUGCGCACUGUCUAAGUACAGGUCUGCUUGGGUAUUUUCAAACUAAAUUGUAUUUAUUUUAAACUACCCGAGACCACUUACACCAGACCCGACUCAUGUCCAAAGCACUUUCUCUAAGUGGCCCCGUAAAGUCCUCUAGUGUACACAUUCAUGCAAAUAAACCGAUUGUUUCAUUGGAUGGUUUUCUCUUUGAUACUCAUCCACAAACACAGAAUUUGAGACUGCUUUUAACUGCUACAGUUAUCUAACAUAAUGCAGACGCUAUAAAGAAGAGACGUCAUCGGGAACACAAUGGUCUUCUGACAUCAAACAUUUCUCUGGAACAGAAAUUCUCUUCCUUCGAACGAAGGUCAGAGAUUGUAUCCAAUAUCAGGGGGCGGUCAUGUUGUAAAAAAUGUUUUUGUGGUGAUAGCCAUCUGCUUACGUGACUCAACAGAUGCCCACUUUCUGUUCACUCUUUCCUCUCUCGUCUGAGAUUUCUGACAUGCUUGUUAUUUUUUUACCGUUCAAAUGCAUCUUUUUAUACCAGAUUCUUUACUGUAUUUGUGCUUGUUUUGUAGCGCUCGAUUUAUUUGUGGGGAUGAGGACUUGCUUGUAUUUUUGGUGAUAUUUGUGGGGAUGUUCUUGUUUUAAUAUGCUGGCUCUUUUUCAAUUGUAUUAGUAUGCGUUUGAACUUAGCAAAUGACAAAAACGCAAUUGCUACAUGGAGGUUUUUCCUCGGGUGGAUUCUUGUGUUUUAACAUUUGUUUCUAAUGUGGCCGUGGCGGAAAACCUUUUUAAGUCACAUUUGUUUUUAUUUUUUGGGUUCUCGAUGACCCAUACAGCUGUGAAUUAUUUUUUUCCUCUAUGUGUCAUAUAUCUUUAUUUAAGUAUCUCAAUAUAUUUAGUGUGACAACCAUGAUGUGCCUUUGCGGUCGCGUUUUCUUUUAUUAGAGCCCCAGUCGUGCACUUGUACGUGGUAUUAGUAUUAAUAAUAAGAAUAAUAAUAAUAUGCUGUCUGUGUGAAUACAUUUUUAAUUUUUUAGUGAAUAUUAUAUGUGUUGUUUUGUCAUUCCUGAAUGGUGUGUGUACAUGUGGAUUUUUUUUUAAUAGGACAUCUUGAGUGUUUGAUAGUUUGUGCAUGAACUGAACUGAAACAGUUUUACAUUGAGCUAUAAGAUAACAGCAGACCUUUUUUUAGUGCUUAUCAGUACUGGAAACAACAUUUACUAUCAAAAACCAUAUCUGGUAUCAAUCCCAAAAUGCCUCCAGAAGGUUCUCGUCUUGUUCUUCAGUUAAGCAAUGCACCUCUGUUAAUGUCUGAAAUGACAAAAAUAUAAGCGUCUGUAUAAAUUUAUUAUAUUUAUUAUAUAUCUUUAUACAUGUGUUUUGUUUUUGAAUCUUUUCAUUGUUACCAUUUGUACUUUUUCUAAAUGUUAUUUUGCCCACGUUUGUACUCUUUUCAUAUGCUGGUUUGCUUUCUUUUUUUGUAUUUUUCAAUCCAAACUUUAAAGAUGUGCAUGUUGAUGAUGAAUGCGUUAUUGAUAUUAUUUUUGUCAGAUUGUAUGGAGCGUUUGUUUUCUUUGCUCAGUGCUUUAGUAAUGUCUUUACUCAACAUGUCGCCUGGCGAUAAAAUGCAUUCACCUUUAUUGACUCGCUGAGCAAUUGAAUGCCUGCUCGGGUGUAAUGAAGCAAAGUAAUUACUGUAAGAUGAGAUCAUUUUCAGCAGGUUUUUAUACAUCCUGGUAUUUGUGGUCAAGUAGAAACUCAAGUGGCUUUAAACCAAACAUGCAGUUGUGCAUCAUUUUACUUCUAUGGAAUAGAACAAUAGACGAUCAAAUGAUUGUGGUUGCAAAGGAUUGGAACUACUUGGAAUAGUAUACAAUAAUAAUCGACCUUAACCUAUGUAAACCUAUGUAACCUAACCGGUUUACUUUCUGUUCUGCAAGUGCCUCAAUAAAGUUUUUCUUUCUAUUUA
This is a messenger RNA of Paramisgurnus dabryanus, 6110 nucleotides long. It is a transcript of the gene klhl24a, whose product is annotated as kelch-like family member 24a. NCBI's taxonomy places the organism in Eukaryota, Metazoa, Chordata, Actinopteri, Cypriniformes, Cobitidae. Gene Ontology annotation, molecular function: protein binding. The record is from RefSeq and is a predicted model, not a curated record.